Piliocolobus tephrosceles (Ugandan red Colobus) is the source of this 4556-nucleotide messenger RNA. RefSeq names its product zinc finger protein 740 (gene ZNF740). The coding region runs from base 734 to 1315 and encodes 193 amino acids. NCBI's taxonomy places the organism in Eukaryota, Metazoa, Chordata, Mammalia, Primates, Cercopithecidae. The record is from RefSeq and is a predicted model, not a curated record. Gene Ontology annotation, biological process: regulation of transcription by RNA polymerase II. The transcript has 7 exons. Gene Ontology annotation, molecular function: RNA polymerase II cis-regulatory region sequence-specific DNA binding; DNA-binding transcription factor activity, RNA polymerase II-specific. Gene Ontology annotation, cellular component: nucleus.
CUGCCCCCGCUCGUCUAGCUGCCGAGCCCGGAAGUGGAUGCGGCAGCUCGGCGGAGAGGACGAGGGGGGAGGGGGAAGUGCUUCCGGGGAAACGGGCCGGGGUUGGUGUUUGUAAACUUGCCUCGGUCCCGGUGGGGGCAGCCGCGGCUGCGGCGUUGGCAGGGUGUGCUGGGGCCUGGGGGAGGCGCCGCGCGGCCGGGGAGCCAGCGGGAGGCCGCGCCUGGCAGGUUUCUGGAACAGAUCGUGAGCUUCAUCGAGAGAAUUCAACUGGAAAACCAAGACUGGUAGACGCUCUUUUUCUUCAGACAAUAGGCAGGAGCCAGGCAGAGUCCAGGGAUUCUUGGAACACCUAUCUUUUCUUUGGAGGACACUAAGUUCUAUUUGAAGACAAAGUUCAAUAUGGCAACAGGACUGAUGGGACACGAAGGAGUCGUUACCGUGGUUUGGUGACAGUUGUUCAAAACGACAGUGUCUUAAGGAAAGGUGGACCAAGGAACUCCUGAACUUUUGGGUUGCAUUAAGUGAAAAAUCAGCAUGGCUCAGGUAAAAAAGCUCUAGAGUCCUCCUCCAAGAUCACUGGGAAGCCUGUUUGCAGUUUCACUCUUGAAUGCUGCUCUAGUCAACAUAUUGACCAACCCCAGUGAUCCAAGCUCUGUAUUAAGCACCAGGGGGAGAUCUAGAGGAAGGAAAGGAGACAGGCCACAGCCCCUGCCUUCAGGGAGCUUCCAGUCAAAUGAAGGAGGCAAGUCUCCUGGCUUGUGAAGGCCUAGCAGGUGUGAGUUUGGUUCCCACUGCAGCCAGCAAGAAGAUGAUGCUGAGCCAGAUUGCCAGCAAGCAGGCCGAGAAUGGCGAGCGGGCAGGUAGCCCUGAUGUGCUGAGGUGCUCGAGUCAGGGUCACCGAAAAGACAGUGAUAAGUCCCGGAGCCGCAAAGAUGAUGACAGCUUGUCUGAGCCCUCUCAUUCGAAAAAGACUGUUAAAAAGGUGGUGGUAGUGGAACAAAAUGGUUCUUUUCAAGUAAAGAUUCCCAAAAAUUUUGUUUGUGAACACUGCUUUGGAGCCUUUCGGAGCAGUUACCACCUAAAGAGGCACAUCCUUAUUCACACUGGUGAGAAGCCAUUUGAGUGCGAUAUAUGUGAUAUGCGUUUCAUCCAGAAGUACCACCUGGAACGCCACAAGCGUGUGCACAGUGGUGAAAAGCCUUACCAGUGUGAACGGUGUCAUCAGUGUUUUUCUCGGACAGAUCGAUUACUCAGACACAAACGGAUGUGCCAAGGGUGCCAGUCCAAGACUUCCGACGGGCAGUUUUCUCUAUAGGCGCAAGGGGCCCCCGGGUGGUGGGAGUGAUCAGAAGAACCUGCCGAAGAGCACACCCCCUCUGGUCUGAUGGUCCCACCAACGCCCCAUGUGAACCUGUCCCACUCCUGGAGGAGUGGACCCAGGAGACCAGAAGAAUGCAUCAGGGGACAGUGGCCCCAGAACCUCAGCUCUGUAAAUAAUCUGAGACUAUGAGUAUCUCGGGGAAAUUCUUACAGCAUUCCUGGGUAGGGGAGCUAGUCCCUGGACCCUUGGCUGAGGUCAUAGGUGGGGACUCAAGGUACAGGACCAAGACUGAAGUGUGGCUCCCACAACCUUGGACUCCAGCUGGCAGCUGAAAUGGAAAAGAUUGGGGAAGGGGAUUUGUUUGUUCUGUUCUUGUUUUUGUUUAUCCAAAAGCAACUUCAGCAGGUACACUGUGGACACAGGUAAUCCAGAGGUAUAAACGUCCUAGUCCAAAGUAGGGACUAUAGCUGGUCCAACUCUCCCCAAAAAUUGGGUUUUUAGUUGUAGCAGCUCCUCAGUGUUUCACAAUCCUGCACUUCACCUCCUUUUUGAGGAAGAAUAAGAUCAGGAAUGGCAGCUGAGCUUACUUUGGCUUCCUUAUACACUGUAGGGAUAAAAGGAAAAACGGGGUGGAGCAGACAAGGGCUGGAUCCAAAAAGUGGAUGGCACCUCUUCCUUCCUCAAGGGAAAAGGAAGAGUUGUGCCUGUGGGUGUUGUCAUGGCCCAUGUCACAUUGGCACCUGAUGGCAUCAGCUCAAGUGCCUUUAGGAGGAAACUUGGGUGAGAGUGGCCCGUGAAGCCCUUUUCUUCUUUUUUUGGGGAGUCGGUCUUGGAGAUGGUUUGUGGCUACCUCGCUGCCAUUGACUCCUAAAGUGAGACAGAUGUGUUGAGCAAGGAGUCAUGGAUGUCAAAGUGGGUUCUCUCUCCUUGUGCCCUCUUAGGAACAACCCAAGACUGGUCCCAAGUUGGCUAACAGCUGCUCAAGAAACAAAGGAAUCUGGGGUCUUCUGACAUGCCUGUUGAGCAGUAGGAGCUGUUCUCCCUCCCCAAGUCCUAUCACUGUAUUCAGGUAGAGGAGGUUGGGAGGGGUCUGUCCUUUGGUCCCAAAAAAAACAAGAUCUCAGCUUCCUUCCUAAUGGCCAUCCCUACCCAACAGAGUGUGGGGGAUGGGGGUGGGGGUGCUGCAGAGAAAAGACUAAAGAAACCUAAUGUAGGUUCCAUUCUUAACCAUAUUCUUUGCUCCGCUCUGCUCCAAUACCACCACCUUGUCCACUCCCAAAAAAGUAAUCAGGGGUGUGUGUGUGGAUGUGUGUGUGUGAGAUAUGAGUGCAUGUAUUUGUAUGCUUGCAAGAGAUGGCAUAGUAAUGAGCCAAACCUUUCUCUGGCCCUCACCUUCGGGGAGGAUGAGUGGAAAAUAGCCUCCUCUUGCCCAAACAUGAAGGGUGCUUGAGGUCUCAGCAGGAGCUGAAGAACACAAUUUAGGGAACAGAAGGGCUUUUGUUUUGGAGGGUUUUUUGUUGUUGUUUUUUUAGAUGAAUUCAACAGCCUGGUGGUUAGGGUGUUUCUAACCCAAGCCAGGGCUUGUGAACAUAAAUUUUCUAAGGUGAAAUACACCUUUUCUUUCUGCUAAAGAAAGAAUCCUUAUGGGAAGUUCUGGGGUUUGGUUGACCCCCACUGUAACCUGACCUGCCCUGUAGCGGGUAAGGGAACUAUCUUAGUAAUCAUGGAGACUGGGUGAACCUGAGUACCAAGCUGUCAGUAGGGUCUUUUUUUCCCAGAAAACGUAAAGAAUGGGAUAGCAGCAAUGAUUCCUGGCUGUUACCUAUUCUGGAGAGGUGGGGUUGGGGAGGGGGUUGUCCAUACCUCUGUGGUAUGAGUAUUUCAGGGAAAAAGAAAGCAGGCAUGGCACCCAUUCAGUUUUCCCUGACAGCAUCUGAGAUCCUUUUGGGGAGACGCUGAGGAGUGUGUGCUGCCAUGUACUCAUUGCUUUAUGCUGACACUCCCAUUUGAUGUGGUCCACAACUUAGACCUCAGUCCUUGGAUCAGCCCUGUGGUCCCUGCAAGCAGGGGCAUCUUUCUGCAUGUGAGCCAGCCCCCUUCCUGUUCAAGGGUUCUGCUGGAGCUGGGGUUUUCGUCCUUCUCUUCUGGGAUGAUUCACCCCACAUCUUCCAGCACCCUGUAAACCAUUUUAAAAUGUUUAGAAAACUAUCCUCCCAAAAAUGCUUUUGAAAAUGAGAAGCCUUUCUCCCUGACACUUACAGCUAAUCUGUUUGGGAUAGGGGUGUAUGUGGAGAGACUCACAUGAGUGACCUAUGCCGCAUGUGUACUAAUGUGUGUACUGGGUCAGAAGGUGCCCUGGGUUCCCACAGACCUUGGUUUCCUGCCUGGAUGGGUGGGAGCGAGGGAACUUCAGAGAGUAUGUGCGAACAGCCAUAGCAGAGCCACCCCUGCCAAGGACCCAGUGAGGGAAACUCAGGAGCAGGUGGUUGGUUCAGUUCCCGCGCUGAUAUCUGGGGCAAUGGAUGUGUGAGAAGAGAGAAGCAAAGCAGUGAAAGGAGUGAUUCAGCAUCCAGAGGGCCUGGGAGUCCCACAGAUACCCCAGGGAAGCCACUGACUCAGACCGCUGCAGAGGCCCCUGGGCCCAAUGCCCCACCCCUGCUGGCCAGCAUGGGGCCUAGCACUGGAAGAUGCCUCAGGUGUGUUUGGAGUAGGGGAGACGGAAAUAGGGCAGGCUCUCAAGAGACCAGGACGGAGAGUCAGGGAACCUGGGAAAGAGUAGUGCCAGUUCCGGGUAGGCUGCUGCACCACGCCCUACCAGCCCCAGGCUAUAAAGAGUCUGCUUUGCCCCAAGUCUUUUCCGUCCACCUCCAACAGCCUCGUCAUCACUUAGCUACUGAUUGCGCCCAUGGCUUGACAUUGGAGGGUUACAUUCGUGGAGUCUGCCACAGCUUCUAACCCUCUCCCCAGAUGCCCUUUGCCUCUGCUGUGGCCCUGGGGUUUUAUCAACUGUCCCCUUCCUAUCCUCCUCUCCACCCUCUUUUUUUUUUUUUUUUUUUUUUAAAUAAUAUACUUAUUUUGCUAUGGGGGAGGGGAAUAUCAAAUGGACAAGAUCACUUUUAAAUGGUAGUUUUUAUAAGAUGUUAUAAACUUGUAUCUUUUUACCAUUAAAGUGCAGUGUAUGUUCCUUCGUGAUAUAUUUAGGAUAUUUAAAUAAAAGGAAAAUGGGGCUUUUCUA